Messenger RNA from Eublepharis macularius, 714 nucleotides. It is a transcript of the gene STPG4, whose product is annotated as sperm-tail PG-rich repeat containing 4. The coding region runs from base 1 to 714 and encodes 237 amino acids. Lineage: Eukaryota; Metazoa; Chordata; Lepidosauria; Squamata; Eublepharidae. Gene Ontology annotation, cellular component: male pronucleus; female pronucleus; germinal vesicle. The transcript has 6 exons. The record is from RefSeq and is a predicted model, not a curated record. Gene Ontology annotation, biological process: epigenetic programing of male pronucleus. Gene Ontology annotation, molecular function: chromatin binding; histone binding.
AUGGACAACUCUACAAAUCUUUGUAUGUCAAACAAAAUCUGUUUCUUUGCAUUUAACAAGGAGAAAGAAAUAACUGACUCAAGGGAAAGGGAAACAUGGUGGAGGGAGUCCCUCAGGCCAACGCCAAUUCCUGGGUCUUAUCGAGUCCGAGACUUUCUUCAAGAUGCUCAGCUGAACCCAGUGAAAGCAACAUAUAAUUUUAAAGGUGAAGGCAGAAAGAGACUCUCUAUCUACCAGCAGAUGCCUGAUCUGACACUACCAGAUACCUUCAAAUUCAUCCCUCCUUCAUUCGUGGAACUAGCAGAGAAAAGGCCAGCAACAUAUUCUUUUAAGAGCACUUCAAGGCAAAGUCCUACCAGAACAUGGCUUCAAGAUAAGAAUAUAAGCACUGACCCUGGACAGUAUGAUCUUUUUCCUCCUCUAGUUCCCACUUUUCCAUCCAAGAAUUAUAUGUUUCGAUCUGCAGUUCAAAGGUUUCCAACUUUUAGCCCGAAAGAAGGUCCAGGCCCAGGUGACUAUGAAAUAAGGGAAAGGCCACCUCUGCCUAUUCAGUCAUGCUUUGUCUCAAAAGUAUCACGUCUGCUACCAGCCCAUACUAAAGUACCAGGUCCAGGAACUUACUGGCCUACAAGGCAGACUCCAAAACAGCCGAGAACUAUUGCCAGCCUGGGCCGGGAGCACAGUAUCUUCUUCAGCAAUAUCCAUGAGAUUUAG